This is a messenger RNA of Trichomycterus rosablanca, 2370 nucleotides long. It is a transcript of the gene ctsf, whose product is annotated as cathepsin F. The transcript has 14 exons. The record is from RefSeq and is a predicted model, not a curated record. NCBI's taxonomy places the organism in Eukaryota, Metazoa, Chordata, Actinopteri, Siluriformes, Trichomycteridae. Gene Ontology annotation, molecular function: cysteine-type endopeptidase inhibitor activity; cysteine-type endopeptidase activity. Gene Ontology annotation, cellular component: lysosome. Bases 91 to 1551 code for a protein of 486 amino acids.
UCUGAUUUUAACUAGAACAACAAACACCCUGAAUCUGCAUCCCUUAACAGAACAGCUGGGAGUUUCUCAUCGGUUUCUAUACUCUGCUACAUGUGCACAUCAGGACAGUUGUGCAGGAUGAACAUGAAGCGUUUUCUCCCUGUAUUUACAGCGCUGAUCCUGGCUCUGUGCGUCUCUAAUGCUCGCAGUGUGGAUGAUGGAUCAGACCGGGUACAGAUCGGGGCUCCGGGCACCCCGGUACUGCUCUCUGAUUCGGACCCAGGACUGACAGAAGCAGUGAAAUUCGCUGAGAAACGGUACAACAUGUUAUCUAACGCCAUGCACAUCCGCAGAGUCAGCAAAGUAUUAUCUGCUACUAAACAGCUGGUGAAGGGGGUGCGUUAUAGUAUCACAGCAGAGAUUGGACGGACACAGUGUAAGAAAUCUGAAGUGCUACAGGAUUCAAAUAAUUGUGAAUUCUUCCCGGACUCCAAAAAACAGAAGUCGGAGGUGUGUUUAUUUGAAGUGUGGAACGUUCCCUGGCAGAACAAAUCCACUUUACUCAAACAGAAAUGCCAGCCUGCAGUUCCAGUUCAGGAGACCCAAAAGGUCGUGAAAGUACAUCUUUCCCAUGACAAGCCAAGCAAGGAAAAUGUUGGGCUUCUGAUGCAGUUUAAAGAAUUCAUAAUCAAGUACAAUCGCACAUACAGCUCUCAAGAAGAGGCUGAGAAACGCCUGGGAAUUUUUCAGCAGAAUCUGAAAACAGCACAGACCCUGCAGUCUCUGGAUCAAGGAACGGCUGAGUAUGGUGUUACCAAGUUCAGCGACCUUACAGAGAAUGAGUUUAGAAUGAUGUACCUGAACCCCAUGCUAAGCCAAUGGAGCCUGCAAAAACAGAUGAAGCCAGCAGCUCCAGCUAGUACAACAGAGCCGGCAAGCUGGGACUGGAGAGAGCAUGGAGCUGUCAGCAUUGUCAAGAACCAGGGCAUGUGCGGCUCCUGUUGGGCUUUCUCCGUCACAGGGAACAUUGAAGGCCAGUGGUACAAGAAAUCCGGACAGCUUCUGUCCCUCUCAGAGCAAGAGCUGGUGGACUGUGAUAAACUGGAUCAUGCCUGUGGAGGUGGACUUCCAUCCAAUGCAUAUGAAGCUACUGAAAACCUUGGAGGUCUGGAGUUGGAAACAGACUACAGCUACACAGGACACAAAGAAAGGUGUGACUUUAACUCUGGAAAAGUGGCGGCUUACAUUAACAGCUCUGUGGAACUGCCCAAAGAUGAAAACGAUAUUGCUGCGUGGUUGGCUGAGAAUGGUCCUGUCUCUGCUGCUCUCAAUGCUUUUGCAAUGCAGUUCUAUAAAAAUGGAGUGUCACACCCUCUGAAGAUAUUCUGCAACCCCUGGAUGAUUGAUCAUGCUGUGCUACUUGUUGGAUUUGGAGAACGUAAUGGAAUUCCAUUCUGGGCUAUUAAGAACAGCUGGGGAGAAGACUACGGUGAGCAGGGUUACUACUACCUGUACAGAGGAUCCAGACUGUGUGGGAUUAACAAGAUGUGUUCAUCUGCACUCAUUAAUUAAGAAUCUAUAUGAGCUUAUGAGUGCACACAAACAUAAACACAAACACACAAGAACAUUCACAGAAACACACUUACCAUAAGUUAUUAGAAUCUUUAGUCUUGUUUUACAUGUUCAAGAUGUGAUUUGUGGAGUAUUUAUUUAUCUGUACGGCAAGAGAUUUUACCUCAAACCAAACAUGUCCAUUCACACCAUGGAAAGGAAGAGACAAGUGGUUUUUUGCUUCAGAUCUUAUAUUUAUUUUGUCCUAGUUUUGGUAUGGGACAUGGGUCCAUUCAGUUGGGAUUAGUUUUACAUGGGGACCUAAGGUAAUACCCAGAGAUGUGCUAAUCUUAUGUCUACUGACAUUGCCCAUGUGUGUUCAAAGUACCUCAUAAAACCACAAUUUCCGUUACAAAUAGCGUUGCUGUGACUAAAAAGGUUCAACAUUACAUUUAAUCUUAUUUUUAAUAAUUAUUGUUUUAUUAUUUUAGCAUAUUUAUGUGUACUAACUUUUAAAAUGAUUAUUUAAUAAUAGUUUUGAACUGUUGUUACAUUGUUUUUAAAAUAUUGUGUUAUAAUUGAACAUGGGACUGCAUAAUGAUUUUGUAAGCUCACACUAGUUUAUUUCAGUGUUGAUAAAUACUUUUGUUAUUCUGUCAUCUUUUGCUGCAUGUUCUGAAACACCUAAAUUAAAACACCACUGCUGGACAUCUAAAGUGGACAGAAUAGAAAUACAAUAAAGAAAGUUUGUCACAAAUCAUAAAGUGCUACAAAAGUGUUACAAAAAAACUGCUGUUACAAAAAACUGCUGAAUGAAGUUAUUAAAUUCCAGUCUGUUUA